AUGCGCGAGCUGUCCGAGAAAGUUAUAACUUGCGAUGUUCUGAUUGUCGGUGGCGGUGCAGCAGGUCUGACUGGCGCUGCAACAACCGGAGGGCUCAAGACCAUCCUGGUUGAAAGGCAGAAAACGUUAGGAGGCAAGGCAACUUUGUCAAGCGGAAUGAUCUGGAUGCCAGGAAAUCCGACCGCCGAGUCUUGGCAUGUAUGGAAGUCUCGUCGACUCACAGAUGGAAAAGAGCAGGGAAAAACAUAUAUCGAGAACGCUGUUGCGAUGUCCGACCAACACGGCAACGGCGUUUUGUCGACAACAGCCCGGAGGCGCAUCGACGCGUUUCUAACCAAAGGGCCCGAGAUGAUUGAUUUUCUCCGUGGCCGGGGGUUCAAGUGGAUGAAAGCGCGCUCAAGCUUCCCCGACCAUCAACCCGGGCUGGAUGGGGCACUGCCAGCCGGCGGCCGUACGCUCGAUCCGGCCGUCUUCGACGUAGCAUCGCUAGGUUCGCUAGGGGAAUACCUAUCCCAUGAGGAUAAGGCGCCUCUGGUUUUGCGAUUUGAGGACUUUCGUGUGUUGACACGCCCAUUUGCAUCCGUCCAAGAUUUCCUCAAGGCCGGCCGGAUGCGUCUGAGGUCCUCGCUCUACUCUCUCUACUUCAAACGCCCGGCAUCAAUGGGACGAUCGCUCGUUGCGCAGCUGUUAUCCAUCUGUAAAGGUGCUGGGAGCACUGACAUAUACACCGAAACAGAGCUUAUUGAACUAUGGUAUGACGAUGGCAUCGUCAUGGGCGGCUCCUUGAAGAGGGGAGAAGAGACUUUUAAAGUACGAGCACUACGCGGCGUGCUUCUGGCCACGGACGACUUCGGCGAGUACCGAGGAAUGUCAGAUAUUGGAUUUCCAUUAGGCGGCAACGAAGACAACAAUCCGAGUGAUCCUCAACACGCCGAUGGACAUGCAGUGGCACUAUGCCAGAGUGUGGGGGCAGAGUCGUGCGUGACGCGUGAGGUUGGGGGAAUUCCAACGAUGAAGGAGCCGCGCACAGGUAGAACGACUCAGGCGAUAUUUGAGAUCUCCAAGCCGUUCUCUAUCGUCGUCGAUAACCAAGGGAAUCGAUUCUUCGCGGAGUCCAGACCGCACGGCGAUGCGGCCAGGUCCAUGUACGCCAGAGCCGAAGGACGCGUAGCCCAGGAUGCGAGGGCUUGGCUAGUUCUGGACCAGAACUAUCGAAAGAGAUAUACGCUGGGUGGUACCCAUCGAUGGACUGACAUUACAAAAGCUCUUAGCGAGGGCAUCCUCCUAGAAGCGGAUACUGUGGGCGCCUUGGCAGACAAGAUGGGCAUCGCAAGGCAGGCACUCGAAUCUACCAUCCGACGCUGGAACGAAAUGUGCGGCUAUGGAAAGGAUAUCCAUCACAAAAGAGGCGACGACGACUACCAGAGGAUUAUGGGAGACCCAAGAGUUACGCCGAAUUCCUGCCUGGGAGCCAUUGAGCGCGCUCCGUUCUAUGCCGUUCGGAUUUCUCCCGGCGAUGUUGGAAGAAAGAAGAGACUCUCGACGGACGAACACGGCAGGGUUUUGCAAUCUGAUGGGAGGGCCAUCCCAGGUCUCUAUGCUGCGGGGGACACAUCCGCUUGUGUUCUGAGAGCCGCAUCUCUUGGUGCCGGCGGAACGCUUGCAUCAAACAUGGUGUUUGCCUAUUCUGCCGUCCAGCACAUGUUGCAAUUGCAGGGUAGCCCGAUGAGGAACCGAGGACUCGCAGACGAGAAGACCAUUGACGCGAGCGAACUAGAGCGGAGCCAGGAUUGA
This is a messenger RNA of Ilyonectria robusta, 1794 nucleotides long. Its product is annotated as FAD binding domain-containing protein. The record is from RefSeq and is a predicted model, not a curated record. The transcript has a single exon. Lineage: Eukaryota; Fungi; Ascomycota; Sordariomycetes; Hypocreales; Nectriaceae. Bases 1 to 1794 code for a protein of 597 amino acids.